Messenger RNA from Engraulis encrasicolus (European anchovy), 1562 nucleotides. It is a transcript of the gene twsg1b, whose product is annotated as twisted gastrulation BMP signaling modulator 1b. The record is from RefSeq and is a predicted model, not a curated record. NCBI's taxonomy places the organism in Eukaryota, Metazoa, Chordata, Actinopteri, Clupeiformes, Engraulidae. The coding region runs from base 229 to 903 and encodes 224 amino acids. Gene Ontology annotation, biological process: regulation of BMP signaling pathway. The transcript is spliced from 5 exons.
AGAACUACUGGGCUACUCGUGUUCUCACCUGUACUUUUAUGGUCCUGUGUCUUUAAGGCGCCUGGCUGCUUCUCGCUUUGUGUAGAGGGAAGAGUCACGCCAUCGAGACAGAACAUGCCUUAAUUCUGAAAAGUUGAUGAAAAAUAAAAGAAUAGUCGACAAUCUCAUUGGGAAGCGAGGAAUAAACGUUUCACUUUGAAAGGUUGGGUUUGAUUCGUUCUCGCCGGAAUGAAGUCUACCCAGACGCAACUGUUUCUCCUCACCGGGCUUCUCUGUCUGUUGUCAGGACUCUCACUUGUCACCGCCUGUAAUAAAGCGUUGUGUGCGAGCGAUGUCAGCAAGUGUCUGAUUCAGGAGUUGUGUCAGUGUCGGCCUACGGAGGGGAACUGCUCGUGUUGCAAGGAGUGUAUGCUCUGUCUGGGCACCCUAUGGGAGGAGUGCUGCGACUGUGUGGGCAUGUGCAACCCCAAGAACUACAGUGACACGCCGGCCACGUCCAAGAGCACGGUGGAGGAGCUGUACCGGCCCAUCCCCUCGCUGUUCCGCGCGCUGACGGAGGGCGAGGCGCCCAUCAACAUGAUGGUGGUCUCCUUCCCCGUGGCCGAGGAGCUCUCCUACCACGACAACCUGGUCUCCUUCCUGGAAACCAUGGAGGACCAGCACCAGAACGUCUCGCUGCCCGGCAACAGCAUACACGCCACCUACGACACCAGCCAAGCCAACAACAUGUGCACUGUGGUGUACUUCGACGACUGUGUGUCGAUCCGCCAGUGCAAGCAGUACUGUGAGUCCAUGGGGGGCUCCAAGUACCGCUGGUUUCACAACGCCUGCUGCGAGUGUAUUGGGCCAGAAUGUCUAGACUAUGGCAGCAAAGCUGUGAAGUGCAUGAACUGCCUCUUCUAAUGGUUGUGAUUGACGGAAGCUACUUUGGGGUGGGAGGGUGUUGUUAUUGUUGGUGCCACCAGGAGGCAGUGUUUUGGAAAAAAAACAGGGAUGAGUGUUGGCAGAUGGGCUGCCAUGUAAAAAAAAACAUUAUUCGACAAUAUUGUGAUGAUGGAAAAUAUUAGCCCUUAUUUUAAUGUUUUUAUUUUUGUUUCUGUUGUUGUUUUAAUGUAUACGAAUAACGCUCACACUACAUCUUAGGCCUAGCAAAUAUAUGGACUAUUUUUUGUCUUAACUCCCAUGAAUGUAGAUGUUAGUCUACCGCUUCUCCACCAUUUGGUACAUGGUACAGCAUCUCAGCUCACGUUAUACCAAAUAAACCAUUUUGAGGUAAAUAUAUGCAAAGAGAGGUUGGUUAUAUUUGCAAUUAAGCUUUUUUGUUGUUAAAAGACCUUGUCGCUACUUAGUCUAAACAGUUAAUCACAUUCCAGAUGUUUUUAUUGUCAUUAUUACUAAAAUGCACAUCAUGUUUUUAUCAUGUAAACUAUUAAGAGAAUGUAUUUCAUUGGCUAAAAAUGUUGGUACUUGGAGAAGGAAAAAAAAUCUCAAAUACAAACCCUACCAUGUUGUAUUAUUUCUUUGAGGUGAAGUUUAUACCAUAAAUCUGUACUGCUACUGGA